ACCAGCACCUCGAGCUUGAACCAAUCACUUCAGUAGUGCGAGCCGCAGGAAGCCACUUCUUCCGCAUUCGUUUGUUAUGCAAUGUGUGCUUCUAUUUAGUGUGGUUUUACGCAGUUGGAUUGACCAAGAUUUCCGUCCAACCAGUACCCGUCUGAGCGGCGAUACUCAGCCUCAUGCGUGCUGGGACUCAGCGCAGUGUUCCUGGCCUUCAGCAUGCUGGCGCUCGUCAUGGUGUUGCUGAUGCUCCAGAAAAUGUACCUGCCUGCGAAUCAACUCAAAGACAACUUGGUCCAGAAAGUGACUGACGAUCUGAAGUUCUCCAAUCCCGGCUAUCUGCACUACUACAUCAGAAUCCCGGUUCUGAUCCUAUGCGGUUGCUUUGCGUUGGGAUGCGGCAACCUGGCCGCUUUCAUUAGCGGCCUGUUCGCUUGGAAGCGCUGGUAUGUCGAUCAGAACAUCACCUACUUCUUCCUCAGCUGCAUUGCUUCCACCGUCACUUCGGCCCUGUCCAUCCUCAUAAAUGUGGUCACGUACUCCAACUUGGAGUUCACCUACUUGGAUGACCAGGAUCAGGAGGCACCUCGAACAUUGUCGCCUCUUUCGGCGUCUCUGGCGGCAAAUGCGAUGCUCCUUGCAGUUUUAAGCGUCGUUUGGUCGUUGCUGGCCACCAAACUGGCGUACCGCGGCAUGACCAGCUACUACCCGGAGGAUGCGAUGGAAAGCGGCCGCAACGUGGCAGUGCAACCUAAAAAGGGACGGGCCCUGCAGAAUAGCAUCCCCAUCGAGAUCGUCAACCGCUUCGCUGCAGAAUCAAUGGCAGGCAUUCUGCCCAAGAAGGAAAACUGCGAUCUGCCCAAGCAGGAGACCACUGUGGAGUAUCAGCAGCGCGUCAAUAAGUUUCUGAGCGCGUCCGGAACCAAAGAAGGCGAAGCGAGCGCCAACCAUGUAAGCCCGACUGAUAGAUAGAAUAGUUGUUUCCUUUUAAACACUAUAUAUAGGCAACGAAUUGUACUUAAUUGUUGGGGGCUACCAGUCGUGUGGUAGAAGCCAGCCGAAAUGUGUCAUAAUAAAUGGAUUAAGGUACUUAAUAAAA
Messenger RNA from Dendroctonus ponderosae (mountain pine beetle), 1093 nucleotides. RefSeq lists its product as uncharacterized. The record is from RefSeq and is a predicted model, not a curated record. Lineage: Eukaryota; Metazoa; Arthropoda; Insecta; Coleoptera; Curculionidae.